AUGGUGGGGCGCCAGCCGAUGCUGUGGGCGAUCCCGCCGCGCGACGUCAAGUGCGACGUGCCUGCGCUGGCUGGGCGGCUGGGCGUAUCCGAGGGUGAUGCGGCGCGGCUGGCGGAGCGCAUGCCGGUGCUGCUGGCCCUGGAGCCGGGGGCGCUGGCGCUCAGCGUGUCGGCGGCGGCGGCGGCGAGCGGCGUGGGCGAGGCGGUGCUGCUAGACCUUGUGGCGCGCCACCCGCCCCUGGUGGCGCUGACUGCUGGCAUGCUGGCCGGCGCGCUCGAGGCGCUCGGCGCGGAGCUGGGCGUCGGCCCCGAGGGUGCGGUGCGGCUGGUGGCGCGGCAGCCCACGCUGCUGCUCACGGCGGCAGGCAACGUGGCGGCUGCGGCGGAGCUGCUGGCGGAGGUGCUGGGGUGCAGCCUGGAGGAGGGGCUGCGGCUGCUGUGCGAUCAGCCGUGGCUGCUGUACGACCAGACCCACGAGAGCCUGGCGGCGCGGCUGGCGCAGCUGGGGGGGCUGUUUGGUGGGGGCGCGGAGGAGGGGCGCGAGAUCGCGCUGCAGCAGCCGGCGCUGCUGGCGCUGUCCCCAGCGACGCUGGGCGCCGUGCUGGCCGCCUUCGAGUCCCAGCUGGGCCAGGCACCCGCCGACGCUGCGCCGCUGCUGCUGUCGGACCCGGGGGGCUCCGUGGUGGCGGGCUACUUUGGCGGCAGCGCGGUGGGGGCGCGGCUAGCCGAGGCCUGGGCCUCGCAGCUGCGCAUGGCCCCCGACGCCGUGGCUGCGCUGGUGGCGGCUCAGCCCGCGCUGGUGGAGGUGCCCCCCAACGUGCUGCGCGCGCGGCUGGAGGGCCUGGGCGCGCUCCUGGGGGCGCCCUCUGUCGCGGUGGCCCAGCUGGUCCUGAAGCACGCGGCGCUGGCGGCAGUCCCGCCCAACGCCACCAUCACGCGCGCCAAGAACCUGGCCACAGCGCUUGGCUGCAGUAUGGCUCGCGCGGCGGAGCUUGUGGCCAAGGCGCCUGCCGUGCUGGCUGUGCCGCUGGAGGAGCUCAGGGCAGUGCGCAUUGAGGCGGCGGCGGCCGCCGCAGCGCUCGGCCGCGCUGGCGGCGCUGGCGGUGGUGGCGAUGGCGGGCCUCUCCACGAGCGUCUGCUUGACGUGUGCGCGGCUUACGAGUUCUUCACGGGGCAGUGGCUGGCCGCGCAGGCCAAGCAGGCCUCACCCGCGCGGGACACGUCCUUUUCGAUGCUGCACAGGUAA
Monoraphidium neglectum is the source of this 1245-nucleotide messenger RNA. RefSeq lists its product as hypothetical. The transcript is spliced from 2 exons. The record is from RefSeq and is a predicted model, not a curated record. Lineage: Eukaryota; Viridiplantae; Chlorophyta; Chlorophyceae; Sphaeropleales; Selenastraceae. The coding region runs from base 1 to 1245 and encodes 414 amino acids.